Ostreobium quekettii is the source of this 2943-nucleotide messenger RNA. Lineage: Eukaryota; Viridiplantae; Chlorophyta; Ulvophyceae; Bryopsidales; Ostreobiaceae. The record is from the annotation of a GenBank genome assembly.
AUGAAAAUGGCAAGCUCAGCCCCAUUGCUGCCCUCAUCGCCCCCCUCUUCCCCACGACGUCCGUGGGCGCGCCGCCGAACACGCCCCGCCAGGUCCUACCCGGGAGACCGCGCAACACGACGAAGCGGAGCCCAACCGCGUGCGACCGAUCUCGGCCCGCCGCAGCCGUCCGCGCCACCAGCUCGGCAGCCUCGCGGGCGGCGCGCCGGCCGGGGCCCUUCCACUGUGAUGGCCAGAUCCGGUCCCCUGAUCGCACUCUCGAUCGUGCUCCUUCUGGCGCCUCCGGGCGUCCCCGGCUUCAAGGACCACGAGUUCAAGAAGUGCAGGGAUGCAGCGUUCUGCAAGCGCAACCGCGGCCCGCAGGACGGCCGCGACUACACCGUGCUGGCGGACUCCGUGGUGGCGGGCAAGCGGGCGGUGACCGCCCUGAUCCGCAACAAAGCUGAUGGGGCCACAUUCAAGCUGGAGCUAUCCCGCCUAGAGGGCGGGCUCCGGGUGCAGGUCACGGAGCCCGAUUCCCCGGUGGACCGGUUCCGCGUGCCCGACGUCCUGGUCGCGGACCCCCCGGCGUGGGGCCGGGCGUGGGAGCCCCGCCUGACGGCCACGGAGCUGUCGCUGGCGUUCGAAGGCACGGAGAUCCGGCUGUCUUUCUCGCCAUUUCGGCUGAUCGUCGAGAUCGGCGGCGCGCCCGCGAUGAGGCUCAACGGCAGGGGCCUGUUCCACGUCGAGCGGCAUCGGACCAGGCAGGACGGCGACCCCGAGGGCUGGUGGGAGGAGAAGUUCAAGACCCACGCAGACUCCAAACCCCGCGGCCCCCAGGCGAUCUCCCUGGACCUGGAGUUCAGCGGGUUCGGGCACGUGUACGGCAUCCCGGAGCACGCCACGGGCCUGUCCCUGCAGCCCACCGUCGAGGGCAAUGAGACCAAGGAGCCGUACAGGCUCUACAACCUGGACGUGUUCGAGUACGUUCACGAGUCCCCGUUCGGCCUGUACGGCUCGAUCCCGCUCAUGUUGGCCCACAGGGCGGGCCUGACGGUGGGGGCCUUCUGGAUGGACGCGUCCGAGAUGUUCGUGGACGUGGAGAGGGUGGAUGGGGGCACCGGCACGCAGUGGAUCGCGGAGAGCGGCGUGCUGGACCUGUUCCUCCUGCUGGGGCCCGGCCCCGCCCAAGUCGUGGGCCAGUACGCGGGCCUGACGGGCACCACGGCCAUGCCCCAGCUCUUCGCCCUGGGCUACCACCAGUGCCGGUGGAACUACAACGACCAGGCGGACGUGGCCCAGGUGGACGCCCAGUUCGACGUCCACGGCAUCCCGUACGACGUCCUAUGGCUGGACAUCGAGCACACCGACGGCAAGAAGUACCUGACCUGGGACGCGAAGAAGUUCCCGGACUCGGUGAAGAUGCAGGAGAAUGUAGCAUCCCGGGGGAGGCGGAUGGUGACGAUUGUGGAUCCACACAUGAAGCGGGACUCGGGGUACUCGGUGCACAAAGAGGCGGAGCGCCUGGGGCACUACGUUAAGAACAAGGACGGGAAUGACUAUGAUGGGUGGUGCUGGCCAGGUUCGUCUUCAUACCUGGACGUGCUCAGCCCAGUGGUCAGGGACUGGUGGUCCACGCAGUUCCUGGUGGAGAACUACGUGGGCUCCACGGAGCACUUGUAUAUAUGGAACGACAUGAACGAGCCCAGCGUGUUCAACGGGCCAGAGAUAACGAUGCACAAGGACUGCCUGCACCACGGCAACGUGGAGCACCGGGAUGUGCACAACAUGUACGGCUACCUCUACCACAUGGCCACGACGAACGGCCUCAUAGCGAGGGGUUACAAGACCAAGGGGCGGCAGGGCGACCGGCCCUUUGUGCUGUCAAGAGCAUUCUUUGCAGGUACCCAGAGGCUGGGACCAGUGUGGACUGGGGACAACACAGCAAACUGGGAACAGCUCAGAGUCUCAGUGCCCAUGCUGCUGUCACUGGGGCUGACUGGGCUGCCCUACAGUGGGGCGGAUGUGGGCGGGUUUUUCGGCAACCCAGACGAGGAACUCCUCACCAGGUGGACCCAACUGGGGGCAUUCUACCCCUUCUUCAGGCAGCAUGCCCACAUCGACACCAAACGGCGCGAGAUCUGGCUGUUUGGGCCGGAGGCCGUGGACCGCAUGCGCAGGGCCAUCCAGCAGCGCUACAGCCUGAUGCCUUACUUGUACACCCUGUUCAGGGCAGCAAACGCAUCUGGGGCGCCUGUCAUGCUCCCCAUGUGGUACGAGUUCCCGAACGACCCAAACACCUUCGAUCUACAGGAGCAGUUCCUGUUUGGCCCCGCUGUAUUGGUCCGCCCUGUCAUGGAGCCCGGGGUACAGAGCGUUGCUGUGUACCUUCCUCCUGGAUCUGUGUGGUACGACCCUGAGUCAGGCAACAAGUUGCAAGCCCCUGAAGGCGGGGGUUCCAUCCAGUUGCCUGUGACCAUGGAAAGCAUCCCAUACUUUUACCGGGGGGGAUACAUUGUCCCGAAGAGGGAGCGCCACCGGCGCAGCACCAUGGCCAUGAAGAACGAUCCCUUCACUCUGCUGGUGGCCCUGGAUGGGGACGUCUCCGCCAUGGGCGACCUGUACCUGGACGAUGGCAGCAGCUUCAACUUUCGGGAUGGGGCUUACCUGCACAAGGUUUACAGGUUCAGGGGCCUCGAGCUCACGAGCACGGAUUGGGAGGAGGGGGUUGCUUCCAAGUACGAUACUGCAGUGACGAUUGAAAGAAUUGUGGUGCUGGGUCUGCCUGGGGACCCUGCCUCGUGGCGGGUGACAGACUCGGGCUCAGGGGCGGAGUUGGCUGUGAACGGCGGCCCUGUGCGGCUGGGCGGGGGGCUGGGAGGUUCAGCUGUGGUGAUUCGAAAACCAGACCUGGGCGUCGCCAAGGACUGGAAAUUGACUUUCUCGCAGUCACCGCCAGUGUGA